UUUUAUCCCAGUGCCCCUGCUCACCGUGGUGCUUAACUUAUCACCUACCCUAUCGUAUUAUCCUCCGCAUACAUAACCCGGAAUACGCUUACCUGCCCCUCCGCAUUAUCACAAUCCAUCUUCUGUUCCACAACAUAUCCCCCCCCCCGCGAUCGCACAUCCGAACUUCCCAAGCGCCCAAAUCAUGAUGGAAGAGACACCCAGCACUGCAUGGUCGCCCAAGAUUGCGUCGCAGCGCACAACCAGCGUGCCGGUGCCGCCGGGCGCUAUGCCGCCACAGUACAGCCAGCAGCCGCUGGCCAACGCUGGGCAGCAGACGUCGCCGGUGUACAACGAGCAGCAGCUGGUGCAGCAGCCGGGCCAGCAGGCGCCGCAGACCGCAGCAGCCGGCUUCGAUGCAUUCCAAAACUACGCGCUGCAUGUGCCGUUCAUGAGCUCCACCACCAGCAAUCAGCUGUACAUGGAUGUGGCCGCUCGGCGCGAGCCCUCACUCCCACGCCCCACCAUGACCAACAGCGACAUGGGAGCUAAUGCAAGCGGGAUCAACCUUGUCGAGUGGUACAAGGGACCGGAUUCGUCAUCGACAUUGCCAAGCGUUGGUGCAGCGGCCAGCGUUGCCGGCACCAUGGGCGCCGCCAGCAACAAGAUCAGCUCGCUGCCGUUGAUCCAGCGGCGGCGCACGGUGACGCACGGCAGCCGUCUGGACUCGGACCCGUUCUUUGUCGAGGCAGUGCAGUACAAGGACCUGUACAGCAUGGACCAGAGCAACAAGUACAAGGUGCGGAUCUUCCCGCAGAUUGACCGCGGGUUCUUUUUGUCAGACAACGACUGGACGUGCUACCGCCGCAACUACUUCCAGGUGAGCAGCACGUUCUCGCUCAUUGGCAUGUCCGCGCCGGUGACCGACCCCGAGUGCCCGUGCCUGGUAGUCGACGGUGACCAGUCUGUGCGCACAGUUGUGCGGUUCCUGGUUGGCAUCUCAGCACAGAUUUCUGGCAGCGACAAGAAGAUCGAGCUGGUGCAGCACACGCCCAAGCGCGACAAGGGCCCGCAGACAACGCCGCACGCGCAGCCGGUGCGGGCCUCGGGCAGCAUGCACGCGACAGCCAUCGGCAUCAACUCCAACACGGCGUGCUUCGAGCGCCUGCAGUUCAAGACGGCCACAGCCAACAAUGGCAAGCGCCGGGCCGCCCAGCAGUACUACGUGCUGGUGGUCGAGCUGUUUGGCGAGUGCGAGGAUGGCUCGCGGGUGCUGAUUGCUGCAUCCGCAUCCUCACCCAUUGUUGUUCGCGGGCGGUCGCCCGGCCAUUACGCCGACGGCAGCAACCGGCGCAACACAUCGGGACACAGCACAAAGAUCACCCCGUCGUAUUCGGCCACCACCUUUGACCGCUACGCGCUGUCGUCCCACGCAGCGCUCAGAUCCGCAAGCAACAUGCUGCCAUCGGUCACUAGCAGCUUCUCAAGCUCGGCUGACUAUGCGUUCCAGUCCGACCCAUCGUCACUGGCUGGCCACCCGUCGUACCAGCACCAAUUGGCCCAGCAGCACCAGCACCAGCACCAGCACCAGCAGCACCAGCCGCCGCCGCAGAAUGCGUUUGGAAUCACACCCUUCGGCCUGCAGAACAUGGUGCCCCAGCAGCGGCCCUACCAGACCGUCAGCCCGACCCAGAUCGACUCCAACAUGAUGGCGGCCUCUUCUGAUGCCAUCGCUGCUGCUGCCCAAGCUGCUGCCGCUGCUGCCGCCGGCGUCUCGAAUCCGUCGCCGACGCUGGCGCAGAUGGCUGCUACCACAAGCCUGCAGACGCAGAUGACGGCCCGCUCGGAUGCCAGCACCUUGGCUGAGAGCGGCGGCCAGUUCGCAUACCAGCUGCACAGCGAGCCAAUCCCCAUGUAUCAGACCGAGAAGCCCCACGACACAAAGUACGUGGGCAGCACUCCCAGCCUGCCGCACAUGUCGACCCAGUCGACGAUAUCCUCGGUGCCGUCGAACGUGCCGUCGGUCUCUGGAUACACGCAGCAGCCGCAGUCUGGCGCCUUCUACGGGUCGUCAACGCCCGGGUUUGUGAGCCAGCAGCAGGGUGUCGCUGGCGGUGCUGCUAAGCAGCCGUGGGAGACGUCGCUGCCGCCGCUCGACUCGUUCAUCCCAUCAGCAAGCACUACUCCGGUGGUCGCCAGCAUGGCCAUGGGCGGCGGUGCCCCUGCUGCAGUGUCGCCGCUCGACGCUCAGCAAUAACUGAUGACCCCUCCCAGCCCUUCAGUGUGUAUAAAAUUUCCCUUAGUUUAUUAUCUUUGUCCUACU
This is a messenger RNA of Linderina pennispora, 2302 nucleotides long. Its product is annotated as p53-like transcription factor. The transcript is spliced from 3 exons. The coding region runs from base 185 to 2236 and encodes 683 amino acids. Gene Ontology annotation, molecular function: DNA binding; DNA-binding transcription factor activity. NCBI's taxonomy places the organism in Eukaryota, Fungi, Kickxellomycota, Kickxellomycetes, Kickxellales, Kickxellaceae. Gene Ontology annotation, cellular component: nuclear chromosome. The record is from RefSeq and is a predicted model, not a curated record. Gene Ontology annotation, biological process: positive regulation of transcription by RNA polymerase II; meiotic cell cycle.